UUUUUGUCAAAAAGUGUCAAUUGUGAGACAGUCGUUUCAGAGGGCAAUCAAAAUGGUCUUUAACAUGUGUAUACCCAUAAUCAUGGUUGUUAAAUACUGGAUAAGGAACUACUUCUUCGAAACUUCCAUCGUAUCAGAAGACGACAUGGAGGACUAUCGCGAUGUGCUUCACUACUACGUCUGGGCUCUCGGCAUACUUCUCAUAAUGGUGAUCCUCGUCGGCAUUCAACUUCGAUGGAUAAGACUAGUUUAACUCCAGCGAGAAGCUGUUAAUUACUUAAUGUGUCAAACAUUAUGUAUGUAAUGGAAGAAGUAAAUAAAC
Messenger RNA from Acanthoscelides obtectus, 322 nucleotides. NCBI's taxonomy places the organism in Eukaryota, Metazoa, Arthropoda, Insecta, Coleoptera, Chrysomelidae. The record is from the annotation of a GenBank genome assembly.